Molecule: messenger RNA, 1209 nt
Organism: Dichomitus squalens LYAD-421 SS1
Lineage: Eukaryota; Fungi; Basidiomycota; Agaricomycetes; Polyporales; Polyporaceae
Exons: 11
Coding region: 1-1209 (402 amino acids)
Biological process (GO): cell surface receptor signaling pathway
Source: RefSeq, a predicted model, not a curated record
AUGGACUAUGUUAUUCAGACCCUCCACAUCGCGUGCGCACUGUCUCAGAGCGCUAAUAUUCCGGGGCUUGAUGCCGUCGUAAAGGCUGGCUUGAAGCUGGCUGAGAUGGUACAGGAAACUCGAGAAGUCCAGGAUCAGUGCAGCUUGUUGGCUGAGCGUGCAGCUAAAUAUUCGGCGGCCGUGUACUGUCAACUGACUAGCGGCACGUUUACGCUGGAUGGAGUGACGGCGACCAGGUAUAUCGACGAUCUGAUUCAUACCCUUAGUGCCAUUGAGGCUUUGAUGAUACGACGAAAGAACGCGGGGUUCGUUCGUGCGUUCUGGUAUCGCAUGAAGGCUGCGAAAGAAGUGAAGACACUGAAUGGACAGUUGGAUGAUGCCUUCCGUGUCUUCGAUAUUCAAUCCUCAAUCCAUGCAAAUCAGCAGAUCUUGACGCUGCUACAGUGCACGGAACAUCUUCUCCAGCACGCCGAGAACGCCGAACACACUCAAGCCGCUCUGUUGUAUGGCAAUCGACGGAUACAUGCAGGCGUGAAAGAGAUUUUGCAACGUGUCAGGGUGGACGCCACCCACGAUGGUACACUACGACUCUAUGGCAGGGAAGAUUUAGAGUUGGUAGAAGAACUAGAGACCGAGAAUACAGGAGUGAUGCCUGGCGAGCAGCCUAUUACACGGUUCCGUGCACGUAUCUGCGAGACCGGGAGAGAGGUGACUGUAAGGCGGUUCCCGCGGCCUGGUCGGAAGUUCCGGGACGCGAUUGACACAGUGAAGAAGAUUUGGCAUCCGAACGUGGUGCAUGCAAUCGGGUAUUCGAGGGAGGAUCCAGAGAUCGCGUUCAUCGUAAAUAGCGGUGUUUAUACACACACGUUCAACGAAUUGGGCAAGACAUUUCACGGUAUUGACAAGUUGCUAUGGACAGUGAAUUCGACGAAGCAGAUACUUGCCGGACUAAUGUAUCUGAAAAGUGUUUACGAAGAACUUGAAUGGCCUCCAGACGAGGAUACCCAAUUCAUCCAAGCAGAGAAGCAAGUCGUAGUCGGCGCCGAUGGGAGGGUCUUGCUCGACGUAUCGUGCUACGAUUUAAAGCAGCUUCCAAAUACUGUCUCGCACGAUGAAGGGAGCUUCACAAAGCUCGAGAAGUUGUCAAAGGUGCACAACUCCCUCUCUGUGAUCGAUCAUCCUAUGUAUAACGUCUACAGGAUUCUCUAA